UGUCACUUGCCAGUUGCCAUUUGUCAAUGUUAUGGACGGAACGUAUUUAUGAAACUGAUAUCUCGUACUGUGUUUUGAGAUUUGUUAUUGUACAUAUGUCCUCAGAAUUAUUAACAUUAUAUAUUAAUCUCUUUUAAAGUAGAACUGUUAUGAGUUAUUGAAUACAAUGAGUACAGUUCCAGAAAACGCACCAAAUCAUUGCCCUGGUACUGGGAGUGAAGAUGCAGGGAAAGCCUCAGCUUGUGCCGGCUGCCCUAACCAGAAUAUAUGUGCUUCUGGUGUGGCAACUGGUCCUGAUCCAGCAAUUGAAUUGAUAAAAAGUCGCCUAUCGAAUGUCAAACAUAAAAUUUUGGUUCUCUCCGGCAAAGGGGGUGUCGGAAAAAGUACUGUCACAUCAUUGCUAGGACACAUGUUGGCAAAACAAAACCCUAAUAUGAAUGUGGGGAUCUUAGACGCGGACAUUUGUGGUCCCAGCCAGCCCCGUGUGCUGGGCGUCCGCGGAGAGCUCGUACACAACUCGGGCUCCGGCUGGUCGCCCGUCUAUGUAACGGACAACCUCUCCCUGAUGUCCAUCGGCUUCCUGCUGGGCAGCCCGGAUGACGCGGUGAUAUGGAGGGGACCCAAGAAGAACGGUAUGAUCAAACAGUUCCUGAGUGAAGUGGACUGGGGAGACCUUGAUUACCUGCUCAUCGACACUCCGCCGGGUACGUCUGACGAGCACCUGUCCCUGGUGCAGUACCUGGCCGAGGGAGCUCGCUGUGUGGUGGUGAGCACGCCGCAGGAGCUGGCCUUGCUGGACGUACGAAAGGAGCUGGCCUUCUGUCGGAAAGUGGGACUGCCGGUGCUGGGGGUAGUCGAGAAUAUGGCUCUGUUCGUCUGCCCCAACUGUCAGGCGCAGAGUGAGAUCUUCCCCGCGUCGACGGGUGGCUCGAGUCAGAUGUGCUCGGAGCUGGGCGUGCCGCUGCUGGGCGCUCUGCCCUUGGAGCCGCUUCUGGCGCGCGCCGCCGACCGCGGCGAGGACUUCAUAGCAGCCCGACCCACCUCGCCCGCUGUCACGGCACUCACGGAUAUAGUCAAGAAAAUCACGGCGUCCUGUGAAUCUUAAAUAUUAAAUGACACAAGUGUUUUUGUUAUUUACAUAUUAUAGUUUUAAGUGUAUCGAGCCGACACCUAGUCUGUGUUAAAUGUAAAGAUAAAAAUCAAAUAUAUUAUAUAAAAUAAAUAUAUAUUCACGUACUUAAAA
Molecule: messenger RNA, 1243 nt
Organism: Danaus plexippus (monarch butterfly)
Lineage: Eukaryota; Metazoa; Arthropoda; Insecta; Lepidoptera; Nymphalidae
Gene: Nubp1
Product: cytosolic Fe-S cluster assembly factor Nubp1 homolog
Exons: 9
Coding region: 167-1105 (312 amino acids)
Biological process (GO): iron-sulfur cluster assembly
Cellular component (GO): cytosol
Molecular function (GO): 4 iron, 4 sulfur cluster binding; ATP binding; ATP-dependent FeS chaperone activity
Source: RefSeq, a predicted model, not a curated record